ACCAGCACCAUUGGACACGUCACAAUCUACCAGUGGCAGUGCACAUCAUCGGAGAAUGAGAAAUGCUGCGAGGAGUAAGAAGAAGCUUGUAGAAGGCCUGAUCUCUCCAAGUGAUGCUGGACCUUCUCCUUCAGUGUCAACCCCAGGUUCAUCAUUGGAUGAUACCAUGGACUGGGAUCAUUCUGGUGUCGUUGAUGAAAACAAUGACAGUCUUGACCCUGAUCACCCAGCCAUACCAGCUUCAAAGGGACCAGAAGAGGAGGCACAUUGCAAAUGUUGCAGAAAUGUCAGUACAGACUGAUCAGAUUGAUCUAAUUGCUGCCAUCGAAAAGGAUCAUACCUAUUCAAAGAAAGUUACAGCCGCUCUACAACCAUCCAAAAGUGCCAGCAGUCUUGCAGAGGUAAAGACCUCCAAGUCCAAGCCAGGUAGCAGACCAAGCCCUCCAGUUGUCACACCACCAGACAAUCAUGACAUGAAUGAGGAAGGAAGUGUUGCAAUGGAGGACGAUGCACAGGAUUUGGACAUGUUGGAUGUCAGUGUUGCAAUGGAGGACGAUGCCAAGGAUUUGGACUUUUCUCCGCCAACUGAGACUGAGAGUGAAAGCGACGCAGACUCCGAAUGCGAUCCAUCGGAUGAACCACCAGCAUCGACAAAUUUCGAAGACAUUCAAAAUUUUGUUCCACCAAUGAAUGCUGCAGAUGACCGCAAAUUUUUGGUUUUUGAAUCAUGCGUCGUCUCCUUAUUUAGAAAAUGCCAGAAAACAGGAUGUGCUGCAGAGGUCAGUGAGUUUAAAAGAACUGUGGUUGGGUCUAGACUUGUAGUUCAGACUAAAUGUACUGCUGGCUGCAACUUUACUUGGUCAUCCCAACCUACUCUGAAUAGAAUGGGUGCUGGUAACCUGCUGUUGUCUGCAGCCAUCCUUUUUUCUGGCAAUACCUAUGCCAGAUUACAAGAUAUUUCAGAUUAUCUGAAAUUGCCUAUACUCAGUUGGAGUCAGUUCUUUGCACUGCAGAAGUGCUACCUUUUCCCCGUUAUCAAUGAAACGUGGAAGUCGUGCCAAUUUGGUGUGGUGAACGACUUGAGUCGAGAGUCCAACAUUGUUUUGUCUGGAGAUGGUCGUUGUGACCGCCCCGGCCACUCGGCAAAGUAUGGGACAUAUUCUCUGAUGGAUGUCAACACCGGUCUCAUUGUCGAUUUUGUUGUGCUAAAUAAGGCAGAUCCCCAGGUGAAGAACUCCAAUGCAAUGGAGCCAAUGGGACUCAGAAUGUGUCUUGAAAACAUGAAGAAAUGGAACAUCUCUGUCAACAUUCUGACCACUGACAGGCACAUAACUGUGCGCAAAAUCAUUAGGGUAGAAUUUCCAGAAAUUACACACCAGUUCGAUCUUUGGCAUUUCUGCAAAAGUAUCCUCUACCACACAGCCAACAUUCAUGUGUGGAAAGACAAGAAAUUCUUUCAUACUUGUCAACAUCCCCCCCCUUGGUGA
Molecule: messenger RNA, 1487 nt
Organism: Lineus longissimus
Lineage: Eukaryota; Metazoa; Nemertea; Pilidiophora; Heteronemertea; Lineidae
Exons: 4
Coding region: 114-1487 (457 amino acids)
Source: RefSeq, a predicted model, not a curated record